AUAAUGGAACGGUUCUAGUCGCUGCACACUUCGAGCCCACUCGUCGAACGGUGAACUGCGCCAGUGGUUGAACAAGUUCGCAAGUCAUAGUGCAUUCACGUAAACGAGAAAAUGGCGUUCUACAGAAUUGCUCUGCUGCUCACAGUAAUAACCACUUUGGCCGCAGCGCAACGGCCCUUCUACGCUGGACUCAAACCCAUUGGCUACCCUCAGCUUGAAUCGGACCUCCUAACCAACAGAUUUGGGAGCGACGAACCUGGCCCAAUAGAGUUCCAGGGAGACCCGAAUUACAGAAACAGAAUUCAGCAACUACCACAAGACAAGCAGCCUUUCUGGUAUCUCAACUGGCAACAGUAUGAUGAUCUUAGGAAGAAUCCGCAAACGUACCCUCAGCGGCCCAGUGUGUUCAGCAAUAGUAUUACUAAGUAGAUGAGAGCUCAUGGACAUCGGUCUGAUAACCAGAGUUGAACAGUCGUAGUCGAAAUCGACCAGGCGGGCGAUUAUUUUUGCAAUUUUAUCACUUAUACACUUGGAUAAGACACCUGUCACUCUCACACUGACAUACUUGCAAGACCGUGACGGAUGCUUUAUUCACGUAGAUAAGUCAUUAAAUUGCAAGCAUCAUAGGCCCGCAGGACUACUAUGAUUAAUAGUAAAUGUAUUUUAAAUUGAGAGAAAAUUUAAAAACUUGUAGUCAGUCGGAAUAAAUGGAUCUGAUUAUUGGAAUGGGAAUACGAUCGAGAAGCGAUUUACGUAAAUUGGCUGGGAUUUCUUGGCUCCUAAGAUCUGAAAUAAAAGAAAGUGUAGUUUUAAGCUGCAGAUGGUGUUGUAACUUUGCAUUUUUAUUAGGUGCUUUAUAGUCACGAUUUACGUGCCAUCGCCAUGCUAUGGUGCAAUAAAAAAUUGUAAGGACUCUUUAUUUAAACAGUGUUAUUUAUUUUGUACAAAAGAUUUGGUUUUACGCAAAAGUGUUUGCAUAAAACGAAUAUUUUUAUUUUAGUAAAUUUAUUAGUAUUAAAGGGUAAAGUAAAAUUAUAAAUAACCUAUUUGAGUGCUUAUCUACAGUAGAAGUAGAAAAAUCUCUUGAUCAUUUUGUUAUUUCAUAUGUUUUUCUUUGUUUGAAUUAAAUAUCAGUUUUAUCAAAAUA
Molecule: messenger RNA, 1147 nt
Organism: Leguminivora glycinivorella
Lineage: Eukaryota; Metazoa; Arthropoda; Insecta; Lepidoptera; Tortricidae
Exons: 2
Coding region: 112-429 (105 amino acids)
Source: RefSeq, a predicted model, not a curated record